CAGCUGUCGUGUUUUGGAUCCAUAGAGCGUCUCCCGUCCCGUCAUGUUCCCUACUGCCUCCGCCUCCCCGCGGACCCCGGGCCCUGGGGUCCGCAGGGGCCCCCUGGGGGGAGCCACGCCAGUCUCCACGCCCCGCCCGGCGGGCAGGAAGGGCCUGACCCUGGGGUCAGCCGUGGGCUCUCCCGGGCUGUUCUCGCCCGUUAGCCGCCGGAGCUCCCUGAGCGCGCGUGGAACACCCACGAGAAUGGUACAGCACCAGUCUGUCAGUGAGACUGUCAACUAUGAUGUGAAAACUUUUGGAUCUUCUCUUCCUGUUAAAGUUAUGGAAGCUUUAGCACUGGCUGAAGCUGAUGAUCAGUUGACUGUCCAUAUAGAUGAAAGUGGAUGGGCAUGGCUGGUUUUCAAAGAAAGACUCAUUAUUUGGAGGAUUGGUCAGUCGCCAGUCACUAAGUUAUCGGUUUGCAAAGAACUUCAGCUACCACCCAGUGAUUUCCCGUGGAGUGCUGAUUUGGUAGCCCUCUCCCACCCUGCAACCUGUAAAGUCCAUUCUAUUCAGUCUGUGGCAGUAAUGGUUGCCACCAGAGAAGGAUCUGUUCGAUAUUGGCCCAGCCUUGUGCAUGAAGACAGCUAUGUAGAGACUGCUGUCGACUUUGGAAGUAUAGACAAGGUGUGGAGUUUUCUGACAGCUGUGCAGGGUGGAAGCUUUAUUUUGGCCUCUUCAAGGACCCAGCUAAUUCGAUUGAUACCUGAUAACUUAAGCAAGAUUCAUCAACAUGUCCUUCCACAGGGUCAAGGCAUGCUUUCAGGAAUUGGUCGAAGAGUUUCUUCUCUUUUAGGAAUUUUAUCUCCCAGCAGUGACCACACACUUUCCGGUGUCCUCUGGGAUAAAGAGAAGGCGAGUUAUUAUACCCUCACAAGUUCAACCCUAAGCAAAUGGGAAAUAGACAAUACUUCAGAAAGACAAGGCCAAAGUUGGGACAUAAAUAAAGCCCUUAAGGAGAACAUCACAGAUGCAAUUUGGGGGUCAGAAAGUAAUUAUGAAGAAAUCAAAGGGGGUAUCAACAUUGAAUACUUGGAUUUGCAGCAGAAUUGUGAUGGACUCGUGAUUUUAGCAUCAGCAUGGCACCCAGGAGAUAGUCCAUGUCUCACGUAUUAUUCUUUAAUAACAGUAGAGGACACUGGCUACCAACUCUCUGGGGAAGUUACUGUUGAAGUUACCCAGUAUAAUCCACCUUUUCAGUCUGAAGAACUGGUGAUGUCCCGAUUGUUGGUCCCUGAUUUUUCAAACCAGGCUGCCUAUCUCUAUGGUGAAAAUGCUGUCUUUGCCUGUUCCACAGGAACUGGAAGAUGUUCAUUACCUCAAGAGAAAAUUAUCUUCAGUGCUCAUGGAGAUAGUAUUUUGGGAGCUGGUUCCUGUGCUGGUCUUCCAGUUUUUUUCUCUAGGAACAGUGGACUAGUGGCAAUUGUUUCUAGGGAAAAUGUUUCAGUAUUACCAGAAGACCUUGAGGAUUCCUUGGCUUCUUCAGUUGCUGGACCAAAUAAUGAGAGUCCAGUUUUUGAAAACGCUACAAAAAUGGAUGUCAUAGCACAAGAAGACAAGACAAGAUUGCUAAAAGCUGCUUUUCUCCAGUACUGCAGAAAAGAUCUAGUUCAUGCUCAAAUCAUGGUUGAUGAACUGUUUUCAUCUCAUACUGAUUCGGAUUCUGACAUUGAACUAGAUAGAGCUGUGACCCAAAUCAGUGUUGACUUGGUGGAUGACUACCCAGCUUCUGAUCCACGAUGGGCUGAAUCUGUCCCUGAGGAAGCGCCAGGAUUCAGUAAUACAUCGCUUAUUAUUCUUCAUCAACUAGAAGACAAAAUGAAAGCCCAUUGUUUCCUUAUGGAUUUUAUUCAUCAAGUUGGCUUAUUUGACCGUCUGGGCACUUCUCCAUUAAGAGGGAUGCCCAUGGCAACCCGGCUGUUGCUCUGUGAACAUGCCGAAAAGUUGUCGGCUGCCAUUGUUCUCAAGAACCAUCAUUCUAGACUUUCUGACCUGGUGAAUACUGCUAUCUUAAAUGCUUUAAGCAAAAGAGAAUGUGAUGUUCCGCCAAGUCUUACUCCUGCGGAUGUCUUUUUUAGAGAGGUAUCACAGAUAGAUACCAUCUUUGAAUGUUUAUUGGAACAAGAAGAACAAAUCUUGAAAGAUACCCCAAUGGAAUCUGUUGAAUGGGCUCAGGUGGUGGUCAAUGUGAACAGCAUCCUGAAGGAUAUGCUACAAGCAGCCAGUCAGUAUCGCCAAAGUAGAAAUACCUUAUAUAGAAUGGAAGAACUCCCAGAAAAAGAACCUGAAUAUGUUCCUUGGACAGCAACAAGUGGCCCUGCUGGCAUACGAACUGCAAUAGUUCGACAACAUGGAAUUGUGCUGAAGGUGGUUUAUCCUCAAGUAGAUACCAAUCUGAGAAACAUCCUAACUGAGCAGCUUGUAGCACUAAUUGACUCUUACUUGGAUAGUUAUGUUUCUCAGCUUAAGUCUGUGGACAAACCUAGUGAUCAAGAAAGGUAUAACAACCUGGAAAUGGAGUACAUUCAGAAAAGAGCAGAUAUCUUGUCUCCUCUUCUUUCUCUUGGACAGCACCAGUGGGCUGCUUCAUUAGCAGAGAAAUACUGUGACUUUGAUAUCUUGGUUCAGAUGUGUGAGCAAACUGAUAACCAAGCCAGACUACAGCGUUACAUGACUCAGUUUGCUGAUCAGAAUUUUUCAGAUUUCCUCUUCCGUUGGUAUUUGGAGAAGGGAAAGCGUGGCAAAUUAUUAUCACAGCCCAUUUCUCAGCAUGGACAGCUAACAAAUUUUUUGCAGGCCCAUGAGCACCUCAGCUGGUUACAUGAAAUCAAUAGCCAAGACUUUGAAAAGGCUCAUACAACGCUUCUGGGCUUGGCAAAUAUAGAGACUCGUUACUUUGCAAAAAAGAAAACGCUUCUUGGCCUUAGUAAAUUAGCUGCAUUAGCUUCAGAUUUUUCAGAGGAUUUAAUUCAAGAAAAAAUUGAAGAAAUGUCUGAGCAAGAACACUUUCUGCUACAUCAGGAGACCCUACCUGAGCGGCUACUAGCUGAGAAACAGUUUAAUCUCAGUACGAUGCCAGUACUGACUGCACCACAGCUGAUCAAUCUGUACAUAUGUGAGGAAAACAGAAGAGCCAAUGAGUAUGACUUCAAGAAAGCUCUAGACUUGCUAGAAUACAUUGAUGUGGAGGAAGACAUAAAUAUAAAUGACCUCAAACUUGAAAUCCUUUGCAAAGCUCUUCAAAGAGACAAUUGGUCCAGUUCAGAUGGUAAAGAUGAUCCAAUUGAAGUAUCUAAAGACAGUAUAUUUGUGAAAAUUUUGGAGAAACUUUUAAAAGACGGUAUUCAGCUUAGUGAAUAUUUACCAGAGGUGAAAGACUUAUUACAAGCAGAAGAACUUGGAAGCUUAAAGAGCAAUCCUUACUUUGAAUUUGUUUUGAAAGCGAAUUACGAACAUUAUGUCCAGGGGCAAAUGUGAUUUCUUUUUCAAAAGCGUUAACUGUUUUUAAUGAAUUGUAUCAGUGUAUAAAUUUGGAGCAUUUUGAUCUCAUAUUGAAAAUGUUUAAAAGUUUAUGACUAGGGGCAGCUAGAGGGCACAGUGGAUGGAGCCUCUGGCAUUGGAGUCAGG
Molecule: messenger RNA, 3667 nt
Organism: Vombatus ursinus (common wombat)
Lineage: Eukaryota; Metazoa; Chordata; Mammalia; Diprotodontia; Vombatidae
Product: nuclear pore complex protein Nup133-like
Exons: 26
Coding region: 44-3517 (1157 amino acids)
Biological process (GO): transcription-dependent tethering of RNA polymerase II gene DNA at nuclear periphery; poly(A)+ mRNA export from nucleus; protein import into nucleus
Cellular component (GO): nuclear pore outer ring
Molecular function (GO): structural constituent of nuclear pore; protein binding
Source: RefSeq, a predicted model, not a curated record